Anguilla rostrata (American eel) is the source of this 2020-nucleotide messenger RNA. RefSeq names its product caspase recruitment domain-containing protein 19-like. The transcript has 6 exons. Lineage: Eukaryota; Metazoa; Chordata; Actinopteri; Anguilliformes; Anguillidae. Gene Ontology annotation, cellular component: mitochondrion. The record is from RefSeq and is a predicted model, not a curated record. Bases 205 to 906 code for a protein of 233 amino acids.
UGAAAACGUUUUUUUCAUCAGAUUUAUUUUAUACUGGAGCCACUCAUACAACGUUGCUACAUUAUUUUUAUCAGGCAGAUUCCUCUUAUAUUUGAUUAACUUUUUUGUACAUAGUCGCUUGCCCUUGAUUUGUAGUUCUACUCCAGAGUAGGCUAGCUCUUGGAUGACGUGAAGUUAGCACCACACAGCGCAUGCCGCUGGUUUAUGGCAGAAACCCAACAGUGGGCGGCUCCACACGAACGGAUCUGCUGGGAAUCUGGCAUGGGCGGGACAAAAAUAGCGAAUUGGCAACGACGAAGUGGAGACGCACCAGUCAGGAAGAAAGAGGAAAAAGUAGCAGGACUUUCCACAAUGGCAGAUAGCUACUAUGACCAGCUGUUAAAAGACUCUGAGUUCCUUGCAACUAAUCAACGACUGGACACCGAAUUGCUGGAUAAGCUUGUUUUGCAGCUCAACCGAAUUUAUCCUCAGAUACUGAAUGACAAAGAGGCUCACAGAUUCCGGAACCUCAGUGUGCCUACAAGCAUCCGAUUGGCUGAGCUCCUGGCCCACCUUAAGGUGAAAGGGGAGGAGGCGUGCCAUGAGUUCUACAGAGCACUGCACAUCCAUGCUGAGGAUGUGUACUUCAGCCUGCCCACCCGUGUAAGCCGCAGGGAAACGACAGAUCCUGCAAGGACUAACCCUGCUGUUGACCUCGGGGAGAGAUUUGUUCUUAAUGACAGGGGUCCCUGGUUCUUCGUGGGCUGUUUGAGUGUGGCGGUGGGGCUGGCAGUCCUCUAUUACUGUGGUGACAGCAAGGUGUUCGGUGAUCCCCGGAGAGUGCUGGGGUUCACUGCUCUGGGGCUCGGCAGGCAGGCCAAAGAGGUGCUCAUAUCAUAUACAGAUGACACAAACAGGAAGCUGUAGGCUUCAUGGCCACCAAAGGAACUGUGCCAUUGUCAGGGAUACCUGUGAUAACUACAUUUUGCCAUAUCAAAGAAUGGGCAUGAAGGGCACCUGAGGUUCCCUUUUAAUGUGUGUGCAUAUAUUGCAUAUAAUAACUUCUUAUAAUCCCUGGAGUUUUAAAAAGCAAAUGAAUUGUAAGAUUUGUAUUUUAAAUAUGGGAGGUUUCAUAUUAUUUUAUUAAUACUGAAUAUGGUUUUAUAUUUGAAUAUUUAAAUAUUUCUACUUGGUAUUAGGUAAGCAUGGUGCUACAGUACUCUUCAUAAGAGUGAAAAAUGUGCCUGUUCAAAAAUGUGCCUAUUAUAUACUAUAUAUGUAAUUCUCUGUACAUCAGGGGCUGCACUAAAAUCAGUUCUUUAAAAAUGUUUUAAGAAAAGUUUAAAAUGGGGGGACUGCUAAAGUUAGCUGUAAGGCUAAGCUAUGGAACACCUUGAAAAAAUUCAUUUGGCAAAUUCAUUUCAUUAUUUUUCUAUUUAGUGCUAAGCAGCAUGUACGCUAAUGGCUUGAGCUUACAUACAGGGCCUCUGAUUGGUAGAUGAAUUUUGCAUGUAAUCUGUACUGUUACGCUGAUUGAUUCUGAUCUCUUAUACAGUCAUCAUUACCAUGUUAGUGUCUCAGAAUGCUGAGACUCUAAUGUGUACUGCAAUCUCUUUGUGAUGUUGGUUGGUCAGUUGUGGCCUGUCUUGAAAUUAAAGGGACAUUUGCAUUUGUGUGUGGCUGAAUGUAUAAAAAUUAGUUUCCAUAUUUAUUAAAGUCGGAAACAGUUAUCAAUAUCUAAAUAAGAUUUAGUGUUCAGCUGAGUGGAUGUACAUAUAUGAGCCCAGAUGUGUGUGUUAAUGGUAUGCAGUGAAUGAGAGCUUUUUAAUUCCCCACUUGUACUUAAAGCCAGAUGACAACUCAUUAUAAAACAACUGUGGGAUAAUUUAAUUGCAUCCACUAAUGUAGAAUUAUCCUGGGGUUCCUAACAGGUAUAACCCUCCUUACCUUAAUUGUAUGCGUCUUGCGGUUUCGCCUUAUCUUCUCCACUGCCUUUGCAGAAAAAUGGAAGCUUAAUAAAAAGAAACAUCUUUAGAGUCUG